UCCUGAGAUCAGUUUCCCGCCGCGAGCCAACCCGUCGCCACGACCCGCAACACUGUGCCGUCCCGCGAAAUUCAACGUGGGAACCACGUGAGCUCUUAUCGCCAGCGUCAUACCUUCGCGAAAUUUUUACGGCUCGCGUGAUCCAAGUGCACAUGUUUCUGUUUCGCUCAAGACCAAAGUGACGGUACGCGCAUUUAUAACUCAGCUGUGAAUAACGUGGACUCUUCUUUUUGCGCACGCACUGCCUUUUCUCGUCAGUAUCGCGACACGCCUUUGAAUGUCACAUCUUUUUUUUUUUUUUUUUAAAAAAAAAAAAAGAACUCCAAUCUGCUUCCAAUGACUUUUUGAGCACCAAUGGGUUGACGUCCAAGCUACGAGAGCAGUGCGAAAUCGGUGCGGUGAGACUAUUCGUAGGGGAUUUGUGACUUCAGUGCUUAUAAAUAAGGGAGACGUCAAUUGUGACGUCAGGGCUUGUGACGUAUGUGUCUAUCGUGGGAUACAUCCCCUUGAUCCGGCGCGAUGAAUUCCGAAGCUGUGUGCAAGAAGCGGGACUUUAAUUUGGUGUACCUGGGGAUAUGUUUCUUGGUCCUCACCUUAUCAACGAACGCUGUUCUCAGUAUACAGGAGGCUCUUCUUGCUGGAGAUGGCCACGGUGGUCAAAAGGGAUAUGUCUGCCUCGCUAUCGAUUGCGCUUUUUUGUCCUUGAGCUUGUGGCUGGGACCCUCAAUCUUGACGGUGACCGGAGUCAAGGUCUCUCUCAUCAUUGGCGCACUUGGCGAUGUGUUGUACUCUGCUGCAUUCUACUUUGAUGACGUGAAGAUCAUUUACCCUAUCUGCGCUACAAAUGGGCUUACGCACGCUCUGCUGUGGACUGCUCAAGGCACCUAUCUCAUCGAGAACUCCUCGCCGAAGACAAUAGCCCGGGAUACUAGUGUCUUCUGGCUAGUCAUAUGUGCAGCGCCAAUCGUUGGGAAUGUUGUGUUGUUUUUCCUGCUGGACAAGAAAGCCAAGGUGGACACUUCGACCAGAUACCUGAUUCUGAACGUGCUUAUCGGUAUAGCGUUUGUAGCGGUUGCGCUCUUCUGCUUCAUUCGUCCUGCUGCCUCGGAGGACUCCGCGCAGAAGAAGAAGACACGCCGACAGGAAGGCUUCUGGGAGGCCCUCGUCAAGUCAUGGAAAGUCUUCAUCGACAAAGAUAUGCUCCUCCUCACGCCAAUAUUUUGUUUCUCAGGUAUGCAAAUGUCAUACAGCAAUGUUAUUUUCAUAACGAGCGUUGGUUUUACGCUAAAUCUGACGACUUACUCAAAACAGUUGGUGCCUUUGAGUGGAAUUUUCAUCGGUUUUGGGGUCAUAUUUGGCGGCAUAGUGCAGUACUUAUGCAAGAAAAAAUGCAAGUUUGACUACGAGAGAAGUCUAUUCCUUUCGGCAGGCCAAUUUUGUUAUAUAAUAUCUUUUGUUCUAACCGUCCUCAAUUUCCCCAACGAUGCCGUAUUUGGGGACACUGAAAAUGUCGGCAUCGUGUUCAACAGCGUUCCUAUUUGUCUUCUGGCAAGUUUUAUGAUCGGAGUCGGUCAAAUGUACACGCUUUCAAAUACAACGAAUCUUGUAGCUGUCAUGUUCCGCCAGCAAAGCUCGCAAUGUUCAGCGAUUUUCAAUUUCGUCAAGUUUGGUGCAAGUGGCAUGACCUACUUCUACUGUCAGUUCCUGGGUCUUCACUACCAGGUCGCCAUUCUAGCUUCAUUUGGAAUUGUGGGCCUGAUCUUAUUCCUUGUCGUCGACGCCCGGACAGUGAACAAAUUGAAGAGCGAAAAUGAGAAGCAACCGGAGGAACAGGAGUUCAUGCCGAAAGAACACGCUACGACAAUGAUCAUUAUGUCUAGCAAUACAACCCUUUCAGAUUUGCGGUUCUCGUCUACGUAGGACUGUCUAGACUGAUUGUAAUUUGAAGUGAAUACACGGGGUUCUCGCAAUUUUCUUGCAGUUCCUAGCAUCAAAUUUUGAAAUUUGUACAUAUUAGUUUUUUAUUUUAAAAGAAGGGCUGUAAUAUACGUG
Messenger RNA from Bemisia tabaci, 2052 nucleotides. The record is from RefSeq and is a predicted model, not a curated record. NCBI's taxonomy places the organism in Eukaryota, Metazoa, Arthropoda, Insecta, Hemiptera, Aleyrodidae.